Messenger RNA from Durio zibethinus, 1729 nucleotides. RefSeq names its product sucrose transport protein SUC1-like. The record is from RefSeq and is a predicted model, not a curated record. Gene Ontology annotation, cellular component: vacuole; plasma membrane. Gene Ontology annotation, molecular function: sucrose:proton symporter activity. Gene Ontology annotation, biological process: sucrose transport. NCBI's taxonomy places the organism in Eukaryota, Viridiplantae, Streptophyta, Magnoliopsida, Malvales, Malvaceae.
UCUGUCUUCAACUCAUAUAAAUUUCCCUUUCAUUUCACUUUAGAAUCACUCAACUCAAGUUUCCAUACAAAAUAAGAAUACCUUUUUGGUAGAGCUAUGGAGAGUAGUAGUAGUAGUACCAAACCCAACAACAAAUCUUCCUUUCAGCUCCAACAACCACCGCCGUCGUCUCCUCCACGUCCUUCCCCUGUCAAAAAGAUCGUCCUGGUGGCAGCCAUCGCCUCCGGGAUCCAAUUCGGCUGGGCCUUGCAGCUAUCCCUACUCACCCCAUAUGUUCAACUCCUUGGCAUCCCUCACAAAUGGGCCUCUCUCAUUUGGCUCUGUGGACCCAUCUCUGGACUGCUGGUGCAACCCAUCGUUGGUUACCAUAGCGACCGUUGCACCUCUCGUUUUGGCCGUCGCCGCCCUUUCAUAGCUGCAGGAGCUGCCCUGGUCGCCACCGCGGUGGUCCUCAUAGGCUUCGCAGCUGACUUAGGUUAUCUCUUUGGGGACUCCAUGGCCAAUGACAUGAAGCCACGUGCCAUUGUCGUGUUUGUGAUAGGGUUUUGGAUCCUGGACGUGGCUAACAACAUGUUACAAGGUCCAUGCAGAGCUUUACUGGCUGAUCUUUCGGGGAACAACCAGAAGAAAACGCGAACCGCAAACGCCUUCUUUUCAUUCUUCAUGGCGGUUGGAAACGUCCUUGGCUUCGCCGCCGGUUCCUACACACACCUUCACAACAUCUUUCCGUUUACAGCCACGAAAGCUUGUGACGUUUACUGUGCAAAUCUCAAAAGCUGUUUCUUUUUCUCCAUUUUGCUUUUGCUAACCCUUACCUCCAUUGCUCUCUCCUACGUGCAUGAAAAACCCUGGUCACCGGAACCUGGAAACGCCGGUAACCAAGGUGGCCGUGAGAUUGAGGAUGAAGAAGAACCAGCAGAGAUAACGCCGGUUCCCUUGGGAGAAAUAUACGCUGCUCUCAAGGACUUGAAAAGACCCAUGUGGAUUCUCCUCCUGGUGACGUGUCUUAACUGGAUUGCGUGGUUCCCUUUCCUGUUGUUCGACACUGAUUGGAUGGGACGAGAAGUGUACGGUGGGGAUUCACAGGGAAAUAAACUCGUCUUGAAGCUGUAUAAUAAUGGAGUACGUGCUGGUGCAUUGGGACUCAUGUUGAACUCUGUGGUGGUGGGUUUCACUUCGCUUGGUGUGGAGCUGUUGGCGCGUGGAGUUGGAGGGGUCAAGAGGCUUUGGGGGAUUGUGAAUUUUUUGCUUGCUUUUUGUUUGGCAAUGACAGUUUUGGUGACCAAAUUGGCUAAGUCAAGCCGCCGUUUCGUCACCGUGGACGGUGUCAUAGUCCCUUUACCGCCGCCAGCAGCUGUCAAGGCCGGUGCAUUGUCUCUAUUCGCAGCAUUGGGGAUACCCUUAGCUGUAACUUACAGUAUUCCUUUUGCAUUGGCAUCCAUUUUUUCUAGUGCCUCCGGUGCUGGCCAAGGACUUUCCUUAGGAGUGCUGAAUCUUGCAAUUGUAAUACCACAGAUAUUGGUGUCUUUGGGGAGUGGACCAUUUGAUGCAAUAUUUGGAGGUGGAAACCUUCCAGCUUUUGCACUUGGAGCAUUUGCAGCAGCUGCAAGUGGAAUAUUUGCUCUAACCAUGCUCCCAUCUCCACCCCCUGAUGUCUCUGCUGCCAAGACCGUAACUGCUGGAUUUCAUUAACAGCAAUGGAUCUGGGAGUUUUAUCUUUCCUUAUUUU